Molecule: messenger RNA, 1131 nt
Organism: Apus apus (common swift)
Lineage: Eukaryota; Metazoa; Chordata; Aves; Apodiformes; Apodidae
Gene: GTF3C6
Product: general transcription factor IIIC subunit 6
Exons: 6
Coding region: 167-775 (202 amino acids)
Biological process (GO): transcription by RNA polymerase III
Cellular component (GO): transcription factor TFIIIC complex
Source: RefSeq, a predicted model, not a curated record
UGGUUCAUAUAUGUAUAUACACACACCCUAGCGCUUGGAAUAUAAGUUUGUUGGAGAGAAGUGAGGUCUCCGCCCGUUCCAAGGACCCCCGGGGGGGUUUUCCGGCCCAAGGAGCUGAGGGAGCGAACCCGGCUCCACCUGGGGGCUCCGACACGGGGCAGGAUCGAUGGCCAAGGAGCAACUGGUCAUGGUGGAACUCUCAGGAAUUAUUGAUUCAGACUUCUUAGAAAAAUGUGAAAACAAAUGCAAGAUUUUGGGAAUAGAGACAGAGAGGCCCAUUUUACAAGUGGACAGAUAUGUGUUUGCAGGAGAGUAUGAAGAUACCCUGGGAACCUGUGUGGUUUUUGAAGAAAACACAGAGCAUGUAGAUGCAGAAGGCAACGAGAAAGUACAGCUGAAAUACAAGUGCCACACAAUGAAGAAGUUGAAUAUGACACGGACACUUUUGACAGAGAAGAAGGAAGGAGAAGAGAAUGUUGGUGGAGUGGAGUGGCUCCAAAUCAAGGACAGAGACUUUUCCUACAGCAGGCCCAACACCAUCUGCAGCUUCCUGCGUGAAAAGGAGGAUUCUGAGGAGUCAGCUCAGGCCCAGGACAAACUGACUGAAGAGUCAGAGGGAGAAGUGAGUGGUGGAGGGAAUUCUGACAUUAAUUCUGGUCUAGAGAAGCAGCACAGCUUGGAAACAGGCGCCUCUAUCCCUCUGCCUGGCAGCCCUGUUUCUGGGGCAGAGGAUUCUCCUGCUGGGAAUGUUGCAUUAGACGAGGUCCCUCCGUGAUACCAGCUCUGAUCUUGCCAGGAUUUCUUCAUGGUGUUACUGGGCCAACUUUUAAAUGCCAGCUUUUGUAGACUGUGACAUGAUUUCAACGUAUCUGAGCAAUUAAUAGUGGGAAAAUGGACAUGGAUGGUGGUGGUGUGCACUGCUUUCAGGUCUGGAUGGCAGUGGGGAGGGCUGAAGUGUUUUUGGCAGAUGUUGGUUGGAAAUGUGUGUGUCUCUGCCUCAAAACUGAAGAAGAAAAGAUGGUUACAUCAUUUUAAAACCCCCACCUUAGAAAAAUGUUGAUGUAUUGUACAGGCUGGGACAUUUUGUGAAAGGAAACGUGUUAAAAUAAAGUCCUGAAUUUUUCAAGUAUA